Molecule: messenger RNA, 23969 nt
Organism: Coregonus sp. 'balchen'
Lineage: Eukaryota; Metazoa; Chordata; Actinopteri; Salmoniformes; Salmonidae
Source: the annotation of a GenBank genome assembly
AUGUCCUUCGCCUCCUACUACCAGCUGGACAACCUGGUGGCCAUCUUGGAUAUCAACCGUCUGGGCCAGACCGACCCUGCUCCCCUACAGCACCACGUGGAGAAGUACCAGAAACGCUGCGAGGCCUUCGGGUGAGUGUGUGGUGUGUAUGGGUGUGUGUGUGUGUGUGUGUGUGUGUGUGUGUGUGUGUGUAUGUGAAAGUGGGUUUACAAGGAGAGAGUGAGUAAGAGUGAGAGGGAGAUCAUCUUUGUGAAUGUGCUGGGAGAGAGAGUCUAUGAAUGUGUGAAGGUAUAUGUCAACAUUAGUGGGCAUAUGUGGAAUGUAUUGUUUAUGUGUGUAUGAGUAGAGAAAGUGUGUUCAUGUGUUUCCAUAUGUGACAUGGGUUUUCUGAUGUGUUUCUACAGUUGGCAUGCCAUCAUCGUGGAUGGGCACAGUGUGGAGGAGCUGUGUAAGGCUCUGAGCCAGGCUCGUCACCAGCCCACUGCCAUAAUCGCCAAGACCACCAAGGGCAAGGGCAUCCCAGGUACUCUCACCCUCACAUGGCUAUUGGUUACAUCAUAUUACUCAUACUAGGCCUCUAUCUCAGUGAUGGGCUACUCUCUGUCUCAGUGAUGGGCUACUCUCUGUCUCAGUGAUGGGCUACUCUCUGUCUCAGUGAUGGGCUACCCUCUGUCUCAGUGAUGGGCUACCCUCUGUCUCAGUGAUGGGCUACUCUCUGUCUCAGUGAUGGGCUACUCUCUGUCUCAGUGAUGGGCUACUCUCUGUCUCAGUGAUGGGCUACUCUCUGUCUCAGUAUAUGCACACACAAGUCACUAGUGUAUAAUGUGUCGCAAAGGACUUUUUACUGACCAUGUGACCUGAUUUCAGUACCAGAGUUUUUACUGGUCAGGUCACAUGAUCAGGAAAAACUCCUGGGCCUAUGUAUGCGGAUACAAUAUAAUGUUGAGUAUACUGUAUGUCCCUCAAACUCAACUCUGGACCUCGAAGCCAGUUCCACUGCAUUUUUUCAUUGUUCCCCUCUAAUCAGGGACUGAUUUAGACCUGGGACACCAGGUGUUUGCAAUGAAUGAUCAGGUAGAACAGAAAACCAGCGGGCUCCGAACUUCGUAGGGUGAACUGAGUACCCCUGCUGUAUGUAUUUUGAUGUUGUGUAUUCUGCUGUCCAUGUUUGUCAGCUGCGGAGGAUAAGAUGGGCUGGCAUGCCAAGACCCUGCCCAAAGACAUGGCUGAGGGAGUUGUGAAGGAUCUGCAGGCACGCAUCACGAACAGCAGCAAGCGCAUGUACCCUGCCACACCCCUGGAGGACGCCCCACCAGUCAGCCUGCGCAACGUCCGCAUGCCCAGCGCACCUGCCUACAAGCAGGGAGAGAAGGUAACACAUAGACAACACCUCACACGAAAAAAAAAACCCCCCCCGGGGGAAAUGGUUUUUCCCCUUUUUUUAAAAAAUUUUAACCCCAAAAAACCCCUUUUUAUUGGGGCAAAAAGGGGGGAAAAGGGCUCUCCCCCCCCCCCCUUUUUUUUUGGGUUUUUGGGUAAACCCGGGGGCGGGGUUGGCCCCCCUUUUUUUACCCCCGGGUUUUUUUCCCCCUUUUGGGCCCCCUUUUUUUUUUGGGGCCCUUUUAAACCCCAAAAAAUUUUUUAUUUUUAAAAAAAUUUUGGUUUUUUUUGGUUCCCAAAAAAAACCCCCCCAAUUUUUAAAAAAAAAAAAAUUUGUUUUUAAAAAAAUUUUUGGCCCCCGGCCCCCCCUUUUUCCCCCCCUUUUUUUUUUUUGGGCCCAAAAAAAAAAUUUUUUUUGGAAAAAAUUUAAAAAAAAGGGGCCCCCAAAAUUUAAAAUUAACCCCCCUUUUUUUUUUUUCCCCCCCCCUUUUUUCCCCCUUUAAAAAAUAAAACCCCUGCCGGCGGGGGGAAAAAAAGGGUUCCCCCCCCAAAAAAGGGGGGCCCCCCCCCCCCCCCGGGGGGAAACCCCCCCCCCCAAAAAUUCCCUGGGAAAAAAAAAAAAACCCCCCCCCCCCAAAACCCCAAAACCCCCAAAAUGGGGAAAAUUUUUUUUUUAAAAAAAAAAAUUUUUUAGCCCCAAAAUUUUUUUAAAAAAAAAACCCGGGGGGGCCCCCCCCCUUUUCCCGGGUUUAAAACCCAAAAAAAAAAUUUUAAAAAAAAAACCCCCCAAAAAAUUUUUGGAAAAAUUUUUUCCAAAAAAAAAAGGCCCUUAAAAAAAACCCCCUCCAACCCAAUUUUUUUUUAAAAACCCCCCUUUUCCCCCCUUUCCUUUUAAAACCCAAAAAAAAAGGGGUUUUUAAAAAAACCCCCCCUUUUUUUUUUAAUUCCCAAAAAAAAUUUUAAACCCCUUAAAAAAUUUUUAAAAAAUUUUUUUUAAAAUUUUUUUUAAAAGGUUUUUUUUUUUUUUUUAAAAAAUUUUUUAAAAAAAUUUUUUUUAAAAAAUUUUUUUUUGGGGCCCCCCCAAAAAAGGGGGGGAAAAAAAAAAAAAAAAAAACCCCCCCCGGGGGGGAAAAAACCCCGGGGGGGGGAAAAAAAAACCCCAAUUUUCCCCCCCGGGGGGAAAAAACCCCCCCCCCCUUUCCCCCGGGACCCCCCCCGUCCGGGUUUUUUUGGGUUCCGGGGGGGGGUUUGGGGUUAAAACCAAAAAAUUUUUUUUGGGAAAAAUUGGGUUUUUUAAGGCCAAAAAAAAAAAUUUUUUUUUUAAAAAAAAAACCCCUGGGGGGGAAAAAAGGGGGGGUUUUUAAAAAAAAAACGGGGGGGGGAAAAAAAAUUUUGGGGGGAAAAAAAAAAGGGGGGAAAACCCCCCCAAAAAAAGAAAAAAGGGGCCCGGGGUUUUAAAGGGAAAACCCCCCCAAAAAAAGGGGGGAAAAACCCCCCGGGGGGGGUUUUGGGGGAAAAAAAACCCCCGGGGGCCAAAGGGGUUCCCCCAAAAAAAAUUUGGGGGGGGGGGCCCCCCAAAAAAAAACCCCCCAAAAAAAAAAAAAAGGGGGCCCCCCAAACCUUUCCCCCCCGGAAAAAAAAAAACCCCCUUUUGGGGUUUCCCCCUUUUAAAAAAAAAAAUUUUUUUAAAAAAACCCCUUUUAAAAAUUUUUUUUUAAAAAAAUUCAAAAAAAAAAAAAAAAAUUUUUUUUUUUUUUUUUUUUUAAAAAUUUUUUUUUUAAAAAAAAAAAUUUUUAAAAAAAAAAAAAAUUUUUUUUUUUUUUUUUUUUUUUUUUAAUUUAAAAAAAAAGGCCCCCCUUUUUUUUUUAAAAAAUUUUGGGGGUUUUUAAAAACCGCCCCCCCCCCAAACCCCCCAAACCCCCCCCCCUUUUUUUUUUUUUUGGGGGGUUUUUUUUGGCCGCCUCCCCGGGCCCCCCCCAAAAAAAAUUUAAUUUUUUUUGGGGGGGGGAAAAAAAAGGGUUUUGGGGGAAAAAAAAAUUUUAAAAAACAAAAAAUUUUUCUUUUUUUUUUUCCAAAAUUUGGUUGAUUUUUUUUUUUUAAAAAAUUUUUAAAUUUUUUUUUGGGGGUUUUUUUUUAAAAAAAGGGGGGGGGUUUUACAAACCCAAAAAACCCCCCAAAAACCCCCCCCCCCCCCCUUUUUUUUUUUAAAAUUUUGGGGGGGGGAAAAAAAAACCCCAAACCCAACAAAAAAAAAAAGGGGGGGGCCCCCCGGGGGGGUUAAAAAAAAAAAAGGGGGGGAAAAAUUAACCCCCACAAACCCAAAAAAUUUUUUCCCCAAAAAAGGGGGCCCAAAAAAUUUUUAAAAAAAACCCCUUUAAAAAAAAAAGGUUUGAAAAAAGUUUUAAAAAGGGGUUUUUCCCCUUUUUUUUUCCCAAAAUUUUUUUUCCCAAAAAAAAAAUUUUGGGGCCCCAAAAAAAAUUUUUUUUUUUUAAAAAAAUUUUUUUUUUUUUUCCCCUUUUUUUUUCCCCUUUUUUUCCCAAAAAAAUUUUUUUUUUUUUUUAAAUUAUUUAAAAAAAAAACCCCCCGGGGGUUUUCCCCCCUUUUUUUUCCCCUUAAAAAAAAAACCCCCUUUUUUUUUUUUUCCCCCCCGGGGCCCCCCCUCUCAGGCCCGGGGGGGCCCGGGGUCCAUAUUUUUUUGGGGGGAAACCCCCCCAAAAAGGGGGUUAUCUGACCCCUGCCCUUCCUUUAUCACAAUCUUUCCCUGUUUCCUUUCAUUGUCCUUUCUUUUAAAUACACUUUUUUAAGGUUGAUUGGCUGAAUCAAACAUUUUUUUUCUCGCUCAUGCACUGGGCUUUGGUUUUAAAUGAAUAAUGCAUGUUUGGGCCAUCCCUAAUGUAACACUGGGACUGGAGGGGGAGGGGGGAAAAGAGGCUGAGAAUUUGGUCCAUCCCCUAAGGGAAAACUGGGGGACUUUGGAAGGGUGAGACUGAGAGGGGUGGACAUUAAAUACUUUCCCGUAUCCCCCCCUCCCCCCCUUUCCCCCCCCCCUCCCUUCCCUCCCCCCCCUCCCCCCCAAAACCCUCCCCGCCCUUUUUGGGGGGCCCCCCCCCAAAAAAAAAAGGGCCCCGGAAUUUAAAAAAAAACCCCCCCCCCCCCCUUUUUCCCCCUUCCCCCUUUUUUUCCCCCUCCCUCCCCUCCCCUUUCCCCCCUCCCUCCCCCGCCCCUUCCCCUCCCCCUCCCCCCCCCCCCCCCCCCCCGCCCCUCCCCCCCCCCCCCCCCUUUUUUUUUGGGGCCAUUUUUCCCCUUCCCCCCCCCCCCCCCCCCCCCCCCCCCCCCUCCCCCCCUCCCCCCCCCCGCCCCUUCCCCCCCCCCAAAAGCCCCCCCCCCCCCCCCCCCCCUCCCCCCCCCGCCCCCCCCCCCCUCCCCCUUCCCCCCCCCCCCCCCCCCCCCCCCCCCCCCCCCCCCCCCCCUCCCCCCCCGCCCCCCCCCCCCCUCCCCCCGCCAACCCCCCCGGCCCCCCCCCCUCCCCCCUGGGCCCUUCCCCCCCCCCCCUCUCCCCCCCCCUUUCCCCUCCCCCGCCCCCCCCCCCCCCCCCCCCCCCCCCCGCCCCCCCCCCCCCCCCCCAUCCCCCCCCCCCCCCCCCCCCCCCCCCCCCCCCCCCCCCCCCCCCCCCCCCCCUCCCCCCCCAUUCUUCCCUUCCCCCCCUCCUUUUUUUUCUACAUUUUAAAAAUAAUAGUGAAAAACAUCCAAAAAUUGAAAUAACAUAUAUGGAAAUGUAGUAACCAAAAAAGAGUUAAAAAACAAAAAAAUUUUUUAUAUUUUAGAUUCUUAAAAUAGCCCCCCUUUUCCUUUAUGAAAAGCUUUAAAAUAAUGAAAAUUCUUCCAUACAAUGACAGAGUCAAUUUUAAAAGGAGUUUUUGUCCCCCUUUUGUCCAGGUUUGAAAUAGUGGGGAAUAGGGAAAAGGGAUAAUGCCUCUGUUGGUUUCUGCAUAGAAUAUGAAUGAGUCGAUUUACCGUGGGAGGGGGAGCAAAGGGAUCGGAGAGGGCUGGAGGGGCCGGAAAAAGACAACGCAUUAAGAGGGUGAUUCCUCACAUAUUGGGACUAUAACUCACGAGUGGGGCACAAAUUGGGGCCCCCCCCUUGUCCGGUUUGGCCGGUUUGGAGGCCGUCUUUUAAAUAAAAAUUUUUGGUUUUUAAAUGAUUUCCUUAAAAAAAGAAAAAAAACCCCCUGGCUUUUUGGGCCCGGGCUGACCUUUUUCAAAUUCUGGAGGCGUAACCCUCCCCUUUUAUUGGGGAUUUGGGCCCCAGUCAAACGUACCCCUGGAGAACUACUUUACCUUUGGAUUUCCCCCGGGCUAGAAUACAAUAAAAAUUUUUCCCAUGUUUAAAUUUUGUGGGUUCCGCUCAAAAUUCAGACGUAUGCAGCUGCCGCCGGGUUUUUUGUUCCCUUAACCUCCUACAUGGGGUAGUCUUUUGCAGUGCAGGAAACCCCCAUUUCACAUUUGUACAGGGGGCCCUCCUUUAAAUUUUUAGGGCAGGAGGGCUUUUUUUGCUUUGGGGUCUUUCCCCCAAAAAUUUGGGGUUUUUUAAAAAAAACAUGACUUUGGGUUUUAAAUGCGGACUGUCCCCCCCCUUUAAAUUUGGGUAUUUUAAACCAUUUGGGGGAAAAUGUUUAGGGAAAUUUCAAAAAACUUUUUUGUUUCAAGUCCCCCCAUUUUAGGGGGCCAAAAGUAAAUUUGGGGCAAAAAUUUAAAUUAAAUGUUAAAUUUAAAAAAGUAAAAAAAGUUUUGGGAUUUAUUUUCCCAUUCAUCGCAUGCAAUGACUACAUCAAGCUUGUGACUCUACAAAUUUUUUAAUGUUUGCUGUUUGUUUUGGGUUUUGUUUCAGAUUUUUUUGUCCAAUAAAAUGAAUGGUUUAAAAAAUGAUUGUGUUUAUUUUUUAGUCAAAUUAUUUUAAAUAAGAAUAUAAUUGUUUUAAAAAACUUUUUACAUUAAGGGGGAUGUUUCCAUGAUUAGGGGGAAACCUAAAAAGUGUGAAAUAAAUUUUGAUUUUUGAAAGUUACAGAUGCACAGGGGGGGGAAGAGGGGGGGAUGGUUCCCCCUGAAUUUUGCCUGCGUCUUGAAUAGACCCUAUUUUUUUUGUAACUUUUAACCAGGGGGCACACAAAGUUAAAAGCACAUAUAGGGAAUAUGGGGCCUUUUUGGGGCCCUCCCUUGUAAAAGAAUAGAGAGUGACUUGGGAUGUUGAAAAGGAGAGAGAGGAGACACACGAGAAAGGGGGAAAAAUGAAAUUCUUCCAUACAAUGACGGAACAAUAAAAGGAGUUCUGUCCUCUUCUCCAGGUUUUUUAGUGGGGAAAAGGGAAAAAUGGGAUAAUAGUCCUUUGGGCCGGGGAAGGGUAUAGAAUUUUGGAAAAAGAGUCGAUAUUUUCAGUUUAGGAGAGGAGCAAAGGGAUCGGAAGGGGGGCUUGGAGCAGGGAAAAGACAAUGCUAAAACUGAUUUCCCCACAUUGGUAUUAUGCUCCUGGCUUUUUUGGCUGACUGUUCUCAACCCACUUUUUCAUAACUUUGGAGGUGGAACCCUCCCUUUGAUUGAGAUUGGCCCCAAACAGUAAACGUACCCAUGGAAAAAUUUCCCUUUUUCCCUUUUGGGUCCCUUGGCAUAGGGGAUAAAAUAAAUAUUGUUCUAUGUUUAAAUUUUGUGGUUUCCCCUAACUUCAGAAUUUCUGCAGCGGCAGGGAUUGUGUUCCAAAUAACCUCCUUUCAUGGCUAAAUCCCCUGCAGGUUUCAGGCCCCCAAAAACCCUUAAAAACAAAUGCCCCCGUAAUUUUAUGACAGAGAGGGCCCCUUUUUGUUUUGGGUCUAUACCCCCAAAAAUUUGGGAAAUUUUUUAAAAAAAAAUGACUUUGGGGGUUAAAAAGGGGGGACUGUAAACCCUUUUUUUGAGGGGAUUUUCACCUAAGGGGUGAACUGUUUUGAAAUUAAAAAAAAUUUUUGUACAUAGUCCCCCCAUUUUGGGGAAAACCCCAAAAAAAUUGGGGGCAAAUUCCCCUUUAAAUUUUAAAUUAAAGUAUUUUAAACCUUUCCUUAAAAAAAAUUUUUAUUUUUCUCCCUAAUAAAAAACCCCAAAAGGGGACCACCCCAAUUUUUAAAGUUUUUCCCCCCCUUUUUUUGGUUAUGUUCGAAAUUUUGGUCCCUUAAAAUUUGGGAAAAAUGGUUUGUUUUAGGAGGCACUUAUUUUAAUUAAGAAAACAUUUUUUAAAAAACCCUUUUCCUUAAUGGGUUCCAUGGUUAUGGUAACCCCCCAAAAACCCAAAACCCCCAUAGUAAAAAUUUCCCCCAAAACAACCCAAAAAAGGAUGGCCCCAAUUUUCCCGUGAACCCCCCUUUCCCUUAUUUUUAUUUUAACCCAGCCUCCACAAAGGGGGAAAGCCUAAAGGGAAUUUGGGGCUUUUGGGGACCCCCUUUCCCUUUUCAUUACUUUUACUUUGGUUUUUUAACAAAAGGGGGAACCCCAAAAAAUCCCUUUCUUCCCCCCUACACCCGACCCUUUUUAAUUUAAUGGAGCUGUCCCUUAAACAGGGGGAAGGAAUGGUUAUCCCCCUUCUGGUUUUUCCUCUUAAAAAGAAAAGGCCAUCUUCAGGUUUUAGGGGAGGGGCCCAAAGGGAUUUUGGAGUCUGGCCAGGAAAAGCGCCUAAGGGCGACCUCCUCCCCCCCAGUUUUUUCUCCUGUCCCUUUUGGAAAAUUGGGCCCCCAAACCCCUUUUCCCCUUUUGGAUGUUCCCUUUGUUGAAUUGGGUUGCCUCUCUCCCCUGGCUUUUAUUUGCCCUUUUUUUGUAUUUGGCCUUAAAAAACCCUUAAAAGUUUUAAACCUUUUGGUUUCCCCUUAAUUGGGUUAAAAAAAAUUUAAAUAUUUUUUCAUUUUCCUUACCUUCCCAAAUAUUGGAGGGGGGGCCACCAAAACCCCAAAUAAGGGCCCCCCCCUUAAAUUUUUAAAGAAAAACCUUUUUUUUUUGGCCCCCGUUUUUUUUUUUUUUUUUUUUUUUUUUUUUUUUUUUUUUUUUUUUUUUUUUUUUUUUUUUUUUUUUUUUUUUUUUUUUUUUUUUUUUUUUUUUUUUUUUUUUUUUUUUUUUUUUUUUUUUUUUUUUUUUUUUUUUUUUUUUAAAAAAAAAAAAAAAAAAAAAAAAAAAAAAAAAAAAAAAAAAAAAAAAAAAAAAAAAAAAAAAAAAAAAAAAAAAAAAAAAAAAAAAAAAAAAAAAAAAAAAAAAAAAAAAGACCCCCCUUUUUACAACCCCCCCCCCUUUUUGGGAAUUUUAAAAUUUUUUUUUUUUUUUUUAAAAACCCCCAAUUUUUUUUAUUUUUUUCGGUUUUUUUUUUUGUUUGGUGGUUUUUUUCCCCCAAAAAAGGAAGAAAAAAAAGGAAAAAAAGGCCAAAACUUUUUAAAGGGGUUGGGUCUAAGGAAGGGACCCUGGCCCCAAUUGGUGGCUGACUAAAUACUUUUUUCCCCCACUGUACAUCAAACACAUGGUUUCCAGGUGUUUGAUGUCAUUCCAUUUGCUCCGUUCCAGGCCAUUAUUAUGAGCCGUCCUCCCCUCAGCAGCCUCCACUCCACCUCACCAUAUACAGUACAUCUGGGAUUGCGCUCAUUCCAAUCACAGAGUUGUUGACAUUAUUGACUGCACUGACACUUGGGACUCAGCCCAUAGUCCCAAACAAGAUAUCAUAAAAUAAACUGUCACAACUUUGAGUACUGUCAACUAAAAGGUGGUAUGAUGAUGCAUAAAUAACAGGUAGACUUAUUGGCUUAUUGAUUGCUUAUUAUUAUUAUUAAUGACUGGUUGAUUUAUUGAUUGAAUAGUUGUCUUUCUACAGAUUUCCACCAGGAAGGCCUAUGGCAUGGCCCUGGCUAAACUGGGUCGUUACAACGAGCGUGUGGUGGUCCUGGACGGAGACACCAACAACAUCACCUACUCAGAGAUCUUCAAGAACGAACACCCCAACCGCUUCGUGGAGUGUUACAUCGCUCAGCAGAACAUGGUAGGAAAUUAACCCUAACCCUAACUCUCACCCUAACGCUCUUGAGUUUAUCGUGGUCACAGAUGAUGUGGUCAGGAUCAGGAGAAACCUAUUGGAACUAAGUAUGACCACUCUACAAACACAGACAAACACGCUCUAUGACCUCACCAAGCUUUAAAAAGACGACCUGUCCUCAACAUUUAAAUGUUUGUAAAAAAUGUCAUACGAAUCUAUCCAGAAACGUAGAGAUGUACUCAGAUUAAAAGAAGAAAUACAAUUGCAGCAGCAUUUGUUGGCUCAGUUUAGCUGUCCUCUACUUACGCCUCUCUCUCUGAUGCUAAACCGACUGCCCUGUCCCCAGACCUGGGUUCGAAUAUUAUUUGAAAUCUUUUAGAUCCUUUAUUUAUUUAUAAUAUUUGAACGCAGAUCUGCCUGUCGCUAUCGUCUCUGAUGCUGAUUCGCUAUAAGAAAACGCCUCUCUACUUCUGUUCAGACCUCUGACUCGCUGAGCGAAUUCCCUCUCUCUCAGGUCUGAUUGGGUGGCCUGUGUGGUCCAUAUACGGUUAGUGCUGCGGACCCCAGCACACAUGGAUACCAGAGUCUGCAUGGGUUCGAAUCUGACCCAUGCCCUUCUGACUCACAAUCUUUCCUUGUCCUCUUCAUUGUCCUUUCUCAUUAAAUACACUUUUUUAAGGUCUGAUUGGCUGAAUCAAACAUUUUUUUAUCUCGCUCAGUGCUACUGAGGCUGGUCUAGUGAAUAAUGCAUGUAGGUCCAUCCAUAAUGUAACACUGGGACUGGAGGGAGAGGCAGAGAGGCUGAGAUAUAGGUCCAUCCAUAAUGUAACACUGGGACUGGAGGCUGAGAGGCUGAGAGGCUGAGACAUGACCUACUUACAGUAUGCCUCCCUCCCUCCCUCCCUCCCUCCCUCCCCCUCCCUCCCUCCCUCCCUCCCUCCCUCCCUCCCUCCCUCCCUCCCUUCCGCCAUGCUCCCUCCCCCUCCCCCCUCCCUCCCUCCUCCCUCCCUCCCUCCCUCUCCUCCCUCCCUCCCUCCCCUCCUCCCUCCUCCCUCCCUCCCUCCCUCCCCCCCCUCCCGCCCUUCCGCCUCUCCCUCCCUCCUCCCUCCACUCCUCCCUCCCCCUCCCUCCCUCCUCCCCUCCCCUCCCUCCCUCCCUCCCAUCUCCCUUCCUCCCCCACGCCCUCCCCAUCUCCCCUCCCUCCCCCUCCCUCCCAUCCCUUCCGCCAUGCUCCCUCCCGCCCUCCCUCCCUCCCUCCCUCCCUCCCGCCCUCCCUCCCUCCCUCUCCCCCUGCCCUCCCUCCCUCCCUCCCUCCCCCCUCCCUCCCCUCCCUCCCUCCCUCCCUCCCUCCUCCCCCCUCCCUCCUCCCUCCCUCCCCCCUCCCCCUCCCUCCCUCCCUCUCCCUCCCUCCCUCACCCCUCCCCAACCCCACCCCCCCCCCCUCCCUCCCACCCUUCUGCCAUUCUCCCUCCCUCCCUACUAUUUUCUACAUUGUAGAAUAAUAGUGAAGACAUCAAACUAUGAAAUAACAUAUAUGGAAUCAUGUAGUAACCAAAAAAGAGUUAAACAAAUCAAAAUAUGUUUUAUAUUUGAGAUUCUUAAAAUAGCCACCCUUUGCCUUGAUGACAGCUUUGCACAUAAUGAAAUAUUCUUCCAUACAAUGACAGGAGUCAAUAACAGGAGUUCUGUCCUCUUCGUCCAGGUUAGAAGUAGUGGGGAAUAGGGAAAUGGGAUAAUAGUACCUCUGUCUGGUACUGCUAUAGAAUAUGAAUGAGUCGAUAUUACAGUGAGGAGAGGAGCAAAGGGAUCGGAGAGGGCUCUGGAGACAGGAAAUGACAACGCAUAAGAGACUGAUUCCUCACAUAUGGUACUAUAAGCUCACGAGUGGUGCACAAUUGGCCCAGCGUUGUCCGGGUUUGGCCGGUGUAGGCCGUCAUUGUAAAUAAGAAUUUGUUGUUAACUGACUUGCCUAGUUAAAAAAAGAAAAAAAGCUCCUGUGCUUUUGGACUGACUGACUUUUACAUAACUUCUGGAGGCGUGAACCCUCCCUUUGAUUGAGAUUGGCUCAGCAGUCAUCGUACCCAUGGAGAACUCACUUGACCCUUUGGAUCCUCCGGUCAUAGAGAUACAAUAAAUAUUGUUCUAUGUAAUUCUGUGGUUCCGCUCAACUUCAGAAGUACUGCAGCUGCAGCGGAUUUGUGUUCAGUAACCUCCUACAUGGCUAAGUCUCUGCAGGUGCAGGACCACCAUACACAUUAAGUACAGUGCCCUCCGUAAUUAUUAUGACAGAGAGGGCUUUUUCUGCUUUUGGCUCUAUACCCCAAAAGUUUGGAUUUUAAAUAAAACAAUGACUUUGAGGUUAAAGUGCGGACUGUCACCUUUAAGUUGAGGGUAUUUUCAUCCAUAUUGGGUGAACUGUUUAGAAAUUACAACACUUUUUGUACAUAGUCCCCCCAUUUUAGGGAACCAAAAGUAUUGGGACAAAUUCACUUAUAUGUAUAUUAAAGUAGUAAAACGUUUAGUAUUUAUUCCUAUAUUCAUCGCAUGCAAUGACUACAUCAAGCUUGUGACUCUACAAAUUUGUUGAAUGUAUUUUCUGUUUGUUUUGGUUAUGUUUCAGAUUAUUUUGUACCCAAUAGAAAUGAAUGGUAAAUAAUGUAUUGUGUCAUUUUGGAGUCACUUAUUGUAAAUAAGAAUAUAAUAUGUUUCUAAACACUUUUACAUUAAUGUGGAUGCUACCAUGAUUAUGGAUAAUCCUAAAUGAGUCGUGAAAUAAUUAUGAGUGAGAAAGUUACAGAUGCACAGGGAGGAAGAGGAGGAUGGUCCUCCUGAAUUUUGCCUGCGUCUUGAAUAGCACCCUAUUCCCUUAUAGUAUACUUUUAACCAGGGUGCACACAAAGUAAUGCACUAUAUAGGGAAUAUGGUGCGUUUUGGGACACAUCCCUUGUAAAUGAAUAGAGAGUGACUUGGUAUGUUGAGAGCGAGAGAGAGAGAGACACACAGAGAAGGAGAAUAAUGAAAUAUUCUUCCAUACAAUGACAGGAAUCAAUAACAGGAGUUCUGUCCUCUUCAUCCAGGUUACUUAGUGGGGAAUAGGGAAAUGGGAUAAUAGUACCUCUGUCUGGUACUGCUAUAGAAUAUGAAUGAGUCGAUAUUACAGUGAGGAGAGGAGCAAAGGGAUCGGAGAGGGCUCUGGAGACAGGAAAUGACAAUGCAUAAGAGACUGAUUCCUCACAUAUGGUAUUAUAAGCUCCUGUGCUUUUGGACUGACUGACUUCUCACCUACUUUUACAUAACUUCUGGAGGUGUGAACCCUCCCUUUGAUUGAGAUUGGCUCAGCAGUCAUCGUACCCAUGGAGAACUCACUUGACCCUUUGGAUCCUUCGGUCAUAGAGAUACAAUAAAUAUUGUUCUAUGUAAUUCUGUGGUUCCGCUCAACUUCAGAAGUACUGCAGCUGCAGCGGAUUUGUGUUCAGUAACCUCCUACAUGGCUAAGUCUCUGCAGGUGCAGGACCACCAUACACAUUAAGUACAGUGCCCUCCGUAAUUAUUAUGACAGAGAGGGCUUUUUCUGCUUUUGGCUCUAUACCCCAAAAGUUUGGAUUUUAAAUAAAACAAUGACUUUGAGGUUAAAGUGCGGACUGUCACCUUUAAGUUGAGGGUAUUUUCAUCCAUAUUGGGUGAACUGUUUAGAAAUUACAACACUUUUUGUACAUAGUCCCCCCAUUUUAGGGGACCAAAAGUAUUGGGACAAAUUCACAGUAUUGGGACGCAUCCCUUGUAAAUGAAUAGAGAGUGACUUGGAAGAUGUCACCUUUGGCUUCAUAAAAAAUAAUUUCCAUCCAUUAUUCUCCCUAACUAAUCUCCCCAAAGUCACCAGCCGCCACUGUUAUCGUAUGAUGUAACCCCGUCUUCCCCUCCUCCCUCUAGGUGAGUGUUGCGACUGGCUGCGCUGCCCGUGAGAGGAACGUUGUGUACGCCAGCACCCUGGCCUCCUUCGUCACCCGCGCCUACGACCAGCUCCGCAUGGCUGCCAUCUCAGAGAGCAACAUCAACCUGUGCGGCUCCAACUGCGGCCUGUCCAUCGGUGAGCCUGUCUGUCACCCCUUCAUCCACCCCAAACACCCUCACUCCACGCCACUCACACAACCUCCCACCAUCACCACCAUGAACAGUAACCUGCAACCUACCACCUCACAACCCCACCCUUUCCCCAGUGACCCCACUCCCUCUCUCACUCUGCACUCUUUCUAUUGGCUCCUCAAGUCAACACAGCCUCAAAUGGUCUGAAUGCCUAACGUGACUGUCCUCCAUGUGUGGUUGAUCCAAGUUCCGCUUUUUCUUUCUCUCUCUCUCCACUUCUGUGUUUUCCUCCUCACCUCUUUACCCCCUGAGAUCCCCUAGCCUCCCUCUCUCCUCCCCCUCCCUGACCCCUGACCCUGUCUGUCCUGGACGCUGUCACCUUCACCGGAAGACCUGGUAUCCCUCUCCUCUGUUAGUUCCUCAGGUACACUGCAUGCCACUCUCUCCGUCUGUCUGUCUGACUCUCCUACUGUCUGUCUGCACACCUGCGUGCCACUCUCUCCGUCUGUCUGUCUGUCCUACUGUCUGUCUGUCCUACUGUCUGUCUGCACACCUGCCUGCCACCCUCCCCGUCUGUCUGUCUCUGUCUGUCCUACUGUCUGUCUGCACACCUGCCUGCCACCCUCUCCGUCUGUCUGUCUCUGUCUGUCCUACUGUCUGUCUGCACACCUGCAUUGCACUCUCUCCGUCUGUCUGUCCUACUGUCUGUCCUUUUGUCUGCAUUCCUGUCUGGCCUUAUACACCUGCAUGCCUGUCGGUCCACCUGGCCUUUCGCUUUAUAUUGGGUUGAAAUAGUAUUUGAAAUAUUUUUUAACAUUUUCUUGAGCCUCCCUGGAGUAUCGGAUGGAUGUGGUUUUCACCAGGCAAGCUCAAUGAAGCACAUCUAAAGUAAUUGAAAAACAACAAAUACUGUUUGCUUUCUAUUACAUUUUACAACAUUUUGGAAUUAAAUUAAUCUAACUAUAUGAGUAUGUGUGUGUUCCAGGAGAGGACGGGCCAUCUCAGAUGGGUCUAGAGGACAUGGCCAUGUUUAGGGCCAUCCCCACGGCAACCAUCUUCUAUCCCAGCGAUGGCGUUUCUAUUGAAAAGGCAGUGGAGCUGGCCGCCAGCACAAAGGUACUUAUUAUAUCCUCCUGCCAAAAUGUUAUUGGUCCUUAACUCCAAACCCCCAAAAUGCAAUUGGUUCUUAUCCCCAUACCCCCAAAAUGCUAUUUGUCCUUAUCUCCAUACCCCCAAAAUGCUAUUGGUUCUUAUCCCCUCCCACUAUAUGUUAUUUGUCCUCCAUUAAUGUAUCCCCCCCCACCCCUGCCCCACCCCAACACCAGGGGAUGGGCUUAUUACAAUGUAAUACCUUUUUACAAUGUAUUCCAAUACAUAUUGUAUUAUAUUAUAUUCUUUUUCUUAGGGUGUUUGCUACAUCAGAACCAGCCGCCCCGAGAAUCCCAUAAUCUACAGCAGCAAUGAGGACUUCCAUGUUGGACAGGCUAAGGUGAGUACCACUCAGCUCUGAAAUAUUUUCUACAUUACGUUAACUACACAGACUAAUCACAGCCUUAACUAAACCACUUUAGUUUCCCUUCCUAUUUCAGGACAUGAUAUGAUUAGUAAAAUGAUUAGUUUAAUCAGUUGUACAGCAUCCAUAUUAGGAACUACUGUAUCUCACUGAGAACGUUUUGUCUGACAACCGAAAUAGUUCCUACUAUGGAUGCCGUACAUUUGGUUGAGUGGCUGGAACACAAGCCUGCAGACAGACAGGGUUGUGUUCUAGUGGUAUAAACAAUUAAUCUCUCAUCCAAUAGUCUAGAGCAGGAAGAACUGUAUGAGAUGUGCUAGAGCCUUGCUGUUAACCCUUCCCUGUCCAUCUCAGGUGGUGUACCAGAGUGCGGAGGACAAGGUGACCGUAAUCGGAGCUGGGAUUACUCUGCAUGAGGCCAUGGCUGCAGCUGAGAUGCUCAAGAAAGGUACAGUACAACUACAGCCAGAUCAAUGAUCUAACUAUGUGGGUGUGGAGAAAGACUUGGAUCCCGGGAGAGAACUUUAUCUGAGUUUGAUUACUCCUGACUGGGGCAAUGCUCUCUUUUCUGCAUGCGCUAAUAUUGGCUCCAUGCACUAAUGCGCUGCUAUUUAAUUCAAUCAGUUCAUUAGUGUUGGCGCACAACAUAUUAUUCUAUAUCCGAUAAGUGUUAGACUUUCUCAAUUAGAUGUUCAAGCUUAUCCACAUUAGAAAGCUUUAUCCCUCUCUCAAUAUUGGAACCUCAUUGAUUUAAGGAUCAGGUUUUAGAGUCAUUCUCUGUGUAGCUGACUAGGUCUUGUUAUUGUUUCUCCACUGAAACACUACUCAAGGAUCCACGAUUCCAGUAACUCCAGUAACAAAUUCCCAGGUUUUCCCAAAAUCCUGGUUGAAGGAUUCCAGAUUUCCUGCUUAUUCAUUUCUGAUUCCGUGAAUCUUCCAAACAGGAUUUCUGAAAAACCUGGGAAUUUUGCAACCCUAUGCUCUACUGUUGAUUAACACUAUGUUUCCCACCUUGUUGUUUUCCCAGAGAGGAUCUUCAUCAGGGUGAUCGACCCGUUCACCAUCAAACCCCUGGACUCCAAGACCAUCAUAGAGCACGCCCGCCAGACCAGGGGCCGCAUCCUCACCGUGGAGGACCACUACUAUGAAGGUACGCUUUCUCUGACCAGGAAGUUAGAGAGGGACCAAACACCAGGAAGUUAGAGAGGGACCAAACACCAGGAAGUUAGAGAGCGACCAAACACCAGGAAGUUAGAGAGCGACCAAACACCAGGAAGUUAGAGAGGGUCUGUCACGAUCGCUUACAGAUGGGACGGACCAAGGUGCAGCGUGAUAUGCAUACAUGUUUAUUAACGAAUAAACACAACGACAAAACAAUAAACAAACGAUACGUGAAGUCCAAAGGUAGCGCAAUACAACAUACCUUAACACGGAACAAGAUCCCACAACUAACUAGUGCCAAAAGGCUGCCUAAGUAUGGUCCCCAAUCAGAGACAACGAGCGACAGCUGCCUCUGAUUGGGAACCACACCGGCCAACAUAGAAAUAGACAUACUAGAUACUACACCAUAGAAAAUCAACAUAGCAAAACACAACACAGAAAAUACACACCCUGACUCAACAAAUACGAGUCCCCAGAGUCAGGGCGUGACAGUACCCCCCCCCCCAAAGGUGCGGACUCCGACCGCACAACAUAAACAUCACAGGGUAGGGGCCGGGUGGGCAUUCCGCCUCGGAGGCGGAUCCGGCUCAGGGCGUGACGACCACUUACUCUCCGCCUCCCUGUUGCGCCCCUGGUCUGGUCUGGACCUCGGUGUGCUGCUUCCCCUCUCCUUCCUCCCACGAAGUACCAAGCCCUGUCUGGACCCUGGUGUGGGAGACCCCGAACCUGGAGAGGGGCUGACGUCUGGGUCUGGACUGGAGCCGCUGACCGGAGCUGGACCGGGCACCGGUGGAGCGGACUGCACAGGCUCCGGACUGGAGCCGCUGACCGGAGCUGGACUAGGCACCGGUGGAGCGGACUGCUCUGGCUCCGGAGUGGAGCCGCUGACCAGAGCUGGAUCAGGCAUCGGUGGAGCGGACUACUCUGGCUCCGGAGUGGAGCAGCUGACCGGAGCUAAACUGGGCACCGGUGGAGCGGACUUCUCUGGCUCCGGAGUGGAUCCGCUGAUCGGAGCUGGACUGGACCCCGGUGGAGCGGAUUGCUCUGGCUCCGGAGUGGAGCAGCUGACCGGAGCUGAACUGGGCACCGGUGGAGCGGACUACUCUGGCUCCGGAGUGGAGCAGCUGACCUGUGCCGGACCAGGCACCGGUGGAACAGGCACGGGCCGUGCCGGACUGGACACACUUACCAUUGGCUUGGUGCGGAGAGCAGGAACGGGCCGGACCGGGCUGACGACGCGCACCACUGGCCUGGUGCGGGGAACAGGUACAGGCCGGGCUGGGCUGGCGACGCGCACCACUGGCUUGGUGCGAGGGGCAGGAACAGGCCGGGCCGGGCUGGCGACGCGCACCACUGGCUUGGUGCGAGGGCCAGGAACAGGCCGGGCCGGGCUGGCGACGCGCACCACUGGCUUAGUGCGAGGGACAGGAACAGGCCGGACCGGGCUGGCGACGCGCACCACUGGCUUGGUGCGAGGGGCAGGAACAGGCCGGGCCGGGCUGGCGACGCGCACCACUGGCUUGGUGCGAGGGGCAGGAACAGGCCGGGCCGGGCUGGCGACGCACACCACUGGCUUGAUGCGAGGAGCAGGCACGGGCCGGACCGUACUGGGAACACACACCACUGGUUUACUGCGGGGAGCAGGAACGGGUCGGGCCGUACUGGACACACUUACCACUGGCUUGGUGCGGGGAGCAGGACGGGCCGGACCGGGCUGAUGACGCGCACCACUGGCCUGGUGCGGGGAGCAGGUACAGGCCGGGCCGGGCUGGCGACGCGCACCACUGGCUUGGUGCGAGGGGCAGGAACAUGCCGGGCCGGGCUGGCGACGCGCACCACUUCCUUGGUGCGAGGGGCAGGAACAGGCCGGGCCGGGCUGGCGACGCGCACCACUAGCUUGGUGCGAGGGGCAGGAACAGGCCGGACCGGGCUGGCGACGCGCACCACUGGUUUGGUGCGAGGAGCAGGAACAGGCCGGGCUGGGCUGGCGACGCGCACCACUGGCUUGGUGCGAGGGACAGGAACAGGCCGGACCGGGCUGGCGACGUGCACCACUGGCUUGGUGCGAGGGACAGGAACAGGCCGUACCGGGCUGGCGACGCGCACCACUGGCUUAGUGCGAGGGGCAGGAACAGGCCGGACCGGGCUGGCGACGCGCACCACUGGCUUGAUGCGAGGAGCAGGAACGGGCCGGACCGUACUGGGAACACACACCACUGGCUUAGUGCGGGGAGCAGGAAACGGGUCGGGCCGUACUGGGAACACGCACCACUGGCUUAGUGCGGGGAGCAGGAACGGGCCGGACCGGACUGGUGACACGCACCACAUCUUUCUGCUGCCUAACCAGCUCCUCUCGCCGUGCCUCUACACCUUCCUUCUCCCUUUUUGCCUCCUGUAGCUCCUCCCUCUGACGGAAUAACUCCUGCUCCCUCUGAACCAAUAGCCCCCGUAACAUGGUGGCCUCCUCUCCUAACCUGCAGAUCCGCCCUGUCGCUGCCUCCUGCUGCCUCGUCGUCCACACCGUGUGCCCCCCCAAAACAUUUUCUUGGGGUUGCCUCUCGGGUCUCCGUCGUCGGCACGGUUGGCGCCGUUUCUCCUCUCCUGCCUGGGCAUCUACCUUCGCCCAUGGCCCUUUCCCCGCAAAUAUCUCCUCCCAUGACCACCAUUUGCCCACCUGUGACAUCGCUAUUCGCUCUUCCUGGUUACGCUGCUUGGUCCUCGUGUGGUGGGAUCUUCUGUCACGAUCGCUUACAGACGGGACGGACCAAGGCGCAGCGUGAUAUGCAUACAUGUUUAUUAACGAAUAAACACAACGACCAAAACAAUAAACAAACGAUACGUGAAGUCCAAAGGCAGCGCAACACAACAUACCUUAACACGGAACAAGAUCCCACAACUAACUAGUGCCAAAAGGCUGCCUAAGUAUGGUCCCCAAUCAGAGACAACGAGCGACAGCUGCCUCUGAUUGGGACCCACACCCGGCCAACAUAGAAAUAGACAUACUAGAUACUACACCAUAGAAAAUCAACAUAGCAAAACACAACACAGAAAAUACACACCCUGACUCAACAAAUACGAGUCCCCAGAGUCAGGGCGUGACAGGGUCCAAACACCAGGAAGUUAGAGAGGGACCAAACACCAGGAAGUAACCGCUUCACCAGACUCAGGCACUCAAGGGUACUUUUAUGUAAUUUAGCCGCAUUGUAGUGUUUUAGCCAUAUACACUGCUCAAAAAAAUAAAGGGAACACUAAAAUAACACAUCCUAGAUCUGAAUGAAUGAAAUAAUCUUAUUAAAUACUUUUUUCUUUACAUAGUUGAAUGUGCUGACAACAAAAUCACACAAAAAUUAUGAAUGGAAAUCAAAUGUAUCAACCCAUGGAGGUCUGGAUUUGGAGUCACCCUCAAAAUUAAAGUGGAAAACCACACUACAGGCUGAUCCAACUUUGAUGUAAUGUCCUUAAAACAAGUCAAAAUGAGGCUCAGUAGUGUGUGUGGCCUCCACGUGCCUGUAUGACCUCCCUACAACGCCUGGGCAUGCUCCUGAUGAGGUGGCGGAUGGUCUCCUGAGGGAUCUCCUCCCAGACCUGGACUAAAGCAUCCACCAACUCCUGGACAGUCUGUGGUGCAACAUGGCGUUGGUGGAUGGAGCGAGACAUGAUGUCCCAGAUGUGCUCAAUUGGAUUCAGGUCUGGGGAACGGGCGGGCCAGUCCAUAGCAUCAAUGCCUUCCUCUUGCAGGAACUGCUGACACACUCCAGCCACAUGAGGUCUAGCAUUGUCUUGCAUUAGGAGGAACCCAGGGCCAACCGCACCAGCAUAUGGUCUCACAAGGGGUCUGAGGAUCUCAUCUCGGUACCUAAUGGCAGUCAGACUACCUCUGGCGAGCACAUGGAGGGCUGUGCGGCCCCCCCAAAGAAAUGCCACCCCACACCAUGACUGACCCACCGCCAAACCGGUCAUGCUGGAGGAUGUUGCAGGCAGCAGAACGUUCUCCACGGCGUCUCCAGACUCUGUCACGUCUGUCACAUGUGCUCAGUGUGAACCUGCUUUCAUCUGUGAAGAGCACAGGGCGCCAGUGGCGAAUUUGCGAAUCUUGGUGUUCUAUGGCAAAUGCCAAACGUCCUGCAUGGUGUUGGGCUGUAAGCACAACCCCCACCUGUGGACGUCGGGCCCUCAUACCACCCUCAUGGAGUCUGUUUCUGACCGUUUGAGCAGACACAUGCACAUUUGUGGCCUGCUGGAGGUCAUUUUGCAGGGCUCUGGCAGUGCUCCUCCUGCUCUUCCUUGCACAAAGGCGGAGGUAGCAGUCCUGCUGCUGGGUUGUUGCCCUCCUACGGCCUCCUCCACGUCUCCUGAUGUACUGGCCUGUCUCCUGGUAGCGCCUCCAUGCUCUGGACACUACGCUGACAGACACAGCAAACCUUCUUGCCACAGCUCGCAUUGAUGUGCCAUCCUGGAUGAGCUGCACUACCUGAGCCACUUGUGUGGGUUGUAGACUCCGUCUCAUGCUACCACUAGAGUGAAAGCACCGCCAGCAUUCAAAAGUGACCAAAACAUCAGCCAGGAAGCAUAGGAACUGAGAAGUGGUCUGUGGUCACCACCUGCAAAACCAGUCCUUUAUUGGGGGUUUCUUGCUAAUUGCCUAUAAUUUCUACCUGUUGUCUAUUCCAUUUGCACAACAGCAUGUGAAAUGCUGUCCUCUGCUCUUGUCCUUCUAGACCUGUCUGCUGCCUUUGAUACUGUGAACCAUCAGAUCCUCCUCUCCACCCUCUCCGAGCUGGGCAUCUCCGGCGCGGCUCACUCCUGGAUUGCGUCCUACCUGACCGGUCGCUCCUACCAAGUGGCGUGGCGAGAAGCUGUCUCCGCACCACGUGCUCUCACCACUGGUGUCCCCCAGGGCUCAGUCCUAGGCCCUCUCCUUUUUCUCCCUAUACACCAAGUCACUUGGCUCUGUCAUAUCCUCACAUGGCCUCUCCUAUCAUUGCUACGCUGACGAUACACAACUAAUCUUCUCCUUUCCCCCUUCUGAUAACCAGGUGGCGAAUCGCAUCUCUGCAUGUCUGGCAGACAUAUCAGUAUGGAUGACGGAUCACCACCUCAAGCUGAACCCUGGCAAGACGGAGCUGCUCUUCCUCCCGGGGAAGGACUGCCCGUUCCAUGAUCUCGCCAUCACGGUUGACAACUCCGCUGUGUCCUCCUCCCAGAGUGCGAAGAGCCUAGGCGUGACCCUGGACAACACCCUGUCGUUCUCCGCCAACAUCAAGGCGGUGACCCGCUCCUGCAGGUUCAUGCUCUACAACAUUCGGAGAGUACGACCCUGCCUUACACAGGAAGCGGCACAGGUCCUAAUCCAGGCACUUGUCAUCUCCCGUCUGGACUACUGCAACUCGCUGUUGGCUGGCCUCCCUGCCUGUGCCAUUAAACCCCUACAACUCAUCCAGAAUGCCGCAGCCCGUCUGGUGUUCAACCUUGCCAAGUUCUCUCACGUCACCCCCCUCCUCCGCACACUCCACUGGCUUCCAGUUGAAGCUCGCAUCCGCUACAAGACCAUGGUGCUUGCCUAUGGAGCAGUGAGGGGAACGGCACCUCUGUACCUUCGGGCUCUGAUCAGUCCCUACACCCAAACGAGGGCAUUGCGUUCAUCCACCUCUGGCCUGCUGGCUCCCCUUCCUCUGCGGAAGCAUAGUUCCCGCUCAGCCCAGUCAAAACUGUUCGCUGCUCUGGCACCCCAAUGGUGGAACAAGCUCCCUCACGACGCCAGGACAGCGGAGUCACUCACCACCUUCCGGAGGCAUUUGAAACCCCACCUCUUUAAGGAAUACCUGGGAUAGGAUAAAGUAAUCCUUUUUUGAGCAGUGUAUAUUGCAUGGCCUUUACAACCUGGCAACCUGAAAUAUUUUGGCAUUAUUUAUUUAUGAAUAUAUAGCCAGUGUCAUCUCAUUGGCCCAGAGACACUGGAGUGUGUUGCGGUGGCAUGUUCCUAUUGGAUGAGUGGCUGAGACGUGAUGCAGUGGCAUGUUCUCAUUGGCUCGAGAGGCACCACGUGUUAUGCGCUGUCAUGUUGGGCGAGAUAUAUUCUGUUCUGGUGUAUUUUGUUUGCUGAGGAGGGAGACUGUAUAUGUGUGUGUGUGUGCAUGCGUGCGUGCGUGCGUGUGUGUGACUCUGAGUGUGUGAGUCUGGGUGUGUGAGGGCCAGGAAGCAGAGUGCUGUCAGAUUUCCUUAGUGGAAUGUGUUCCCAUGGGGCUUUCUGUGACCCAGAUAUCAGCCUGUGUCUGUGUAGGUUAGGUCUGGAGGAGAUGAGAGUGGGGAGGGGAGGGGAGGGGACAGACUGGACCAAAGAUGUGUGGUAUCCAAAAUCAGUAGCAUCCCCCUCUCUGUCCCCUAUGGGGAGAGACACUAGGGAUAGCAGGAGAGAAAAAGAGAGAGUGAGAGAAGAGAGGGUGUGUGUGCUUGCAUGGCAACAGAAAUAGACUAAUGGCUUCAUCCUCAUGACCAAUGAGCAACGAGUGGCUUCAGGUAGAACCUCUAGGCAGUGGGCACAGAUCUAGGAUCAGCUUAUCAUCCUGCAAUCAUAACCUUUAACUGUAGAGGGAUAAACACAAAGUUGACCUUUGGUCAGUGUUUUAGCUCAACUUAAUUCUAAAUUACUCCUGAAGAGUGUCUCAGAUUGGGGUCAAUUCCAUUUCAAUUCAGUACAUUUCGGGAAGGAAACAGACAUUUCAAAUUGACUGAAUUGAAUUUGAAUUGAGCACAACCCUGUCGUGGAGAAGGUGAUUCCUGUCCCUUCCCUCUCUCAUGUUAAUGUAUUGUUGCUGUUCCUCAGGUGGCCUGGGGGAGGCAGUGUGCUCAGCGGUGGUGAACGAGCAGGGCUUCACCCUGCAGCGGCUGGCCGUGGCCCACGUUCCCCGCAGCGGCAAGCCCAGCGAGCUGCUCAAGAUCUACGGCAUCGACCGCGAAGCCAUUUGCCAGGCCAUCAGGAAGAUGCUCAGUGGCUCUGCCAACGCCAAGUAGCUCCACCCCUUCCUGCCUAAGCCCCACCUGCCCCCAUUCUACCACCCCUCAGAUAAACGUUUCAUGUCACGACGCCACCCCGCCUGGUAACCUCACCCCCUCACUGUGAAAGUCCACCCCCUAUGUGUUUACUGAAGUAACGUGAGUUUGUGCUGUAUGUACAUUUUGAAGUAACUGUCAAACAUUUCACUUUUUUCCCUCAUACACACACACACACACACACACACAUGCAUACAGUACACACACAACUCCACUCCCACUUCCUGGUAACCAUGGGUCAUCACAGGGUCAAGGGGUCAAGUUUUGAAAUUAAAGUGAGAGGUAGUUAUUGAUCCUCAAACCCGGUAGGCAGGUGUAGAUGGACAUUCUCCAUACCAAAGAAUCCAAUAAAGACUAUACAUGUUGUGACCCAAUGCAGGUACCUUUAUGUGAUGCUCAUGUGUUUUUAAAACUCUUCCUCUUUGAUAUUUUCAACCCCAAACAACCAGCAGCAGUCUAUUUUAAUACUUUUAUAUUGUUCUGAUGACGUAGCUUUGAAGACAGGGUGGGGCAUUUGGUAGUGAAAUGUAGGCGUCGUCUCCAUGACAACUCUCUGAAAAUAUAAUGUUUGUAGAACGUAGUCCAAUAAAAAAAGAUCAAAUAGAAAUGUAUGUGGGCCACAAAUAUCAGUGAAGUGAAAAGUCCAUACAGUUUGACCCAUAUGUCUCUCUAUACCACCACACACAGCUUGUACUGGACAGCUCAUGUUAGCACAGCACACAUGUUCGUUUUAAACUUCCUUUCAUCUCUACA